Molecule: messenger RNA, 1464 nt
Organism: Erpetoichthys calabaricus (reedfish)
Lineage: Eukaryota; Metazoa; Chordata; Cladistia; Polypteriformes; Polypteridae
Product: anterior gradient protein 3-like
Exons: 2
Coding region: 800-1393 (197 amino acids)
Cellular component (GO): endoplasmic reticulum
Source: RefSeq, a predicted model, not a curated record
AGCCGGGAUGCCCGAGAAGAUCAGAGGAGGGCUUGUGCCUUUUACAGACUUCGAGGGGGCGACCGCCCUGGGGGAAGCUCGACCCUGUAGGGGCCCGUGGUCACUGCCAGGGGAACUCCAAUACCUGGAUGACCCCAGACCGCAGCACUUCUGCCACACCAGGAAGUGCUGGGGGAAGAGGAACAGGGACACCCGGAGUGCUUCCGGGGAGACAGCUGGCACUUCCGCCACACUGGGGCGUGUCAGUGGGAGAUUGCCGGGAACACACCUGGAGCACAUCUGGGUGCUUAUUUAAAGGGGCCGCCUCCCUUCAGAGAUGGACUUGAGUCGGGUGGAAGAGUGGACAAGGUUUCUGAAGGAGAGAAGGAGGCGGUCUGGAAGAAAAGAGAGAGUAGGCAUUGUGUUGGCCUGGACUGAGGGGUAUUGGGGUUGUGAGUAGUGAUCAUGGAGCACCAAAAUAAAUGUGUGUGGGGUGAUUUAAACGUGUCUGCCUGUCUGUGUCCGGGUCAUAUUCCACAAUGGCGUCCAACAUGGGGUCCUCCAUCUGUUCCAAGACGGAGACCCCAAAACAAAUAUUUUGUGGACGGCCCGGAGCAGCAGGCACCCCCGCACACGUUCCAAGGGUGCGGAGUGCUCACGGCCCCGAGACAACAAGUAAAACCCCAGAUCGCAACCGGGAAGCGGUCAGAUUCCUACCUGGUGCGGGAAAACACCGACGGGCGUUGGAGAAGUGCAGUGGGCUCCUGUGACUGUGCUGCCGCCGAAGGCGUCCGGCGGUGGCGUGGCGUAUCGGAAGACCAUGCCGAGGCAGGCGCCUCGGUCAGAUGGGAUCCGGGAAAGACAGCCCCUGCAUGCCGGCAGCCAGCCCGGGAGGGCUGAGCUUGUUUUGUGUUUUGCAGGCAGGGGCUGCCCGGGUCCACACGUAUGGCAAAAGCACGCCGAACCACAGCGCUGGGCGGACGUGGCAGCGGCAGAAAGAGCUGCCGGAAAGGAAACGCUGCAUCUGGAAGAGCCAGCAUGUCGCUGCACCAGGAGGAGCGGAGCCAAGAUGGCCGCGGACAGGAAGUCCCUACUUGAGACAAGCACGGGGUUGGACGGUGUGUCUUGUGUGCCCGCCAAUGAAUAUAUAGAGGCGGGACCAAGGAAUGUCCGUCUCGUGCCAGGGAGAGACCUGAUUGGGCUGGAGGAGCCUCACAGGAAGCAGCCGGCGAAGAUGACUGACAACCCGGUAAGUCAAUCGUCGGCUGACUUUCUGUGCUUGUCCCUGAUGCAGGUGCUGAGUGUCCUCCGUGCUGAGUUACAGGAGCUGAAGGGGGAGGCGGUCGCGUCGGAGACAUCAGAAUGGCGCGACGCCGGAGUCUUCGGCCGGAGAGGCACGGCGGAGACGCUCUGAAGGAAGCUUUUGCCAGCCAUGAUGAAAUUCAAACUAUGGCCCAAGAACACUUUAAUAUGUUGAACCUUGUU